AGCACACACACAAAUCUUCGGGGCAAAGUUGACAAAUCUCAGCAAAUGCAUCAGGCCAAAACAUUAGCCUGUUAGUCGACACGGCCACCGUAAAUUGGUUGCGAUUGAGAUCUGUUUAAUUUGUCCUAAGGUUUGUAUGUGUGCUGCCUUUAUUUGUUGGGUACUAAGUAGUUGAAAUAAAUAACUUUCAACAAAAUAACAAAAUAACACUGGGAAGGUGCAUCCUACCAGAGAUUAACCAGCCUUCAUAUAUCUCGGAGAAAAUUAUACUCACUGUACUAGAUGCAGUUUUUGAAAAUACUGCAGUUACUCAAACCGGUUUGUGUUUGUCUGUCAACAACAAGAUAUUCAGCUUCCAAGAAUUCUUUGGAAUAGAGAUGCUGCAACGUUUUUGACUGAAACGGUUACAUUUCAUGAUAGACUCAAAUCUCAUUGCCAUCCAUAGGAUUAGGAUCACUGGCCCCCCUGACUGAUUUAAAGAGAGCCAAGAGGACAGAAGGCAAAUCCCUUCAAAGGGUCAAAACGAUUGAAGCGACCACUCUUCUGGAGAACGCUGUAAGACGGCAUCAUUCAGAGCAAAAGCUCUCUCCCAUUACAUCCGUUCCCAUGGCAGUCAAUAAAGGUGUGAUGGAUGUCACUUACCACAGGAGCAGAUUUUGCUACAGAAUGUCAGACUCCCUGCAAUUUUACCCCAGCAGCAGCAGCAGCAGCAGGUCUCAGGCAUCAAGCCCUCAGGCUGGUCUACACACCUGCGAACCCUGUGGGACCACCUGCCAGCAGAUGGCAGAAUCACAGGCUGAUGAGGGCAGGGGUGCCUGCUUCGCCCAGUGUGAGAGCAACACGUUCAGCAUGAGGACUGCGGCUGUGGGCAGGAGGUACAGUGAUGAUGAGAUCCUCGGUCCGGGGUCGGGAACAGCACCAGGACGAGACCCCAGCGACUCUGACCCUUUCCACUCGUACCAGCGACAGUUCAGUGACGGAGCAGUGGCGGCCGCGGGUCAUCUCCAACGGUGCUCGUCGUCCUUCAGCUGUCUGCAGGAGACACACAGCCCCGACAAUUGUCCCCACAGCUCAAGUGGCGAAGCAAUGGCGUCCUGGGACCAGUACAACUGCAGCUUUCAGAGUUCGUACACAGAACCACCGGCUGUGCCAGAAGGGCCCUCCUGCUUUCUGUCUCAAAGCUUCCCGUCCUACGGCUCAUCGCACCCUCUACAGCAGGUCUCAUCUAGACCGUACUCCAACAAUGGGCAGCCCAACAGCUCAAAGUAUUCUUUCUCCACUAAGUCACAACAGGGGAGCACCACACCCUCGCUCUUCCCCAAGCCGAUUUACUCAUACAGCAUCUUGAUCUUCAUGGCUCUGAAGAACAGUAAAACUGGAAGCCUGCCAGUCAGCGAGAUCUACAGCUUCAUGACGGAACACUUCCCCUAUUUCAAGACAGCUCCUGAUGGAUGGAAGAACUCUGUGCGCCACAAUCUCUCCCUGAACAAGUGCUUUGUGAAGGUGGAUAACAAGAAUGGGACCUCGACCCGUAAAGGCUGCCUGUGGUCCCUCAAUCCGGCCAAGGUGGAGAAAAUGCAGGAUGAGCUGCACAAGUGGCGUCGCAAGGACCCCAUCAGCGUUCGCAGGAGCAUGGCGAAGCCAGAAUGCCUUGAUCGUCUGAUGGCAGAGAGACCAGAGAAGCACAGGUCUCUGCCACUUUACCCCACUGCGGCGUUGUUAUCCAGAGUGACUCCUGCCUACAGCACCAGCUCGUCAUCCUGCACCCCGUCCCAAGUUCAACCACCCUGCCCAUCCAUCAGUCAUCCACAGUAUGCCCAUUUUCAGCCUCAGCUGCCCUGCUACCAGCCUCCCAUGGCUGCUCACCCCAGCAACUCAUUUGCCUUGUACUCACCCUGUGGUGAGCCAGCCGCCGCUGGGAGCCUGAGCUCACCUAUGGCUGGUAAGAUGCCACCUGCUUACAACCUGCAGGGUGAGUACAGUGUGGGCCCGAGGAGCAUGCAGGACUUCCUGAUGGAGGGAGACGCCGGUUAUGACAUCGAUACGCUCAACCCCAGUCUGACGGACCUACAGCUGCAGGGAAACUUAUGGGAGGAGUUAAGAAGGGACAGCCUGGUUUCGGAUCCGCAGGUCACCACCACGACACUGUCCUCCGCCUCUGCCCUCCAGGAAGUCCAGAACAGCUGUAUGCAGGUCUCGCCUCCUCUUACCGGGCGACGGAAAUCGUACGAGUAUGAGGACGAGGACGAGGACGAAAACACAGACUGUGGACCAAACGUCGAGCAGAAUGGCUGCUUGAAUGGGCUGCAGCCUGCGGUUUAUUCAGGGGUGGAGAGUUUGGCAGGUUAUCUGACCUCCUGCACCACCUCCAUCUCCUUAAUGUAAAGACGUGACUCUUUCACUUCCCCCAGAGCCAUCUGAGAUCUGUAGUAACCAGAAUGGGGAGUGUUACUGCAGGCAAAUCCAAGCCACAGUAUUAGAAUUAGCAAUCAUUCGCAUUAGCUUUGAUGCAGGAAAAAAAGGAGCUGUUGUUAAAUAUUUUGUUUGCAUAAUUCAGCACACAUUUCUUCUCCUGCAUUCUUUAACGUUUACAAGAGCUUCUGCUAUAUCUCAUGAUGAAUAAAGGAACGCUAUUAAGUUUGAUAAAAAAAAGUAAUGAUUAAUAUUGUAAUUAAAUGUUUUAUUGAAACUUAUAUUGUUACAUGUAUUUUGAAUUGAGUUUGUUAUUUACCUUUUACAAAUUGUAAUGACAAAUUUGACAUUAUGUAUAUUUGAGGGAUAAACUUCUUUGAGAUUUUUCCCACGGUCCAAAGAUAUGCACUUUAAAUUAAAGCAUAUGUGUGUGUUAUCGUCUGUCUCCAUGUGUGAGCCCUGUGAUCGGCUGGCGACUAUGAUAAAGUCCCGACUGCUUCAGCUCACCCCUCAGUCUUUCAAAUAGAAAAACAUACUUAAAUUCUUUGAUAUAUUCUGCAUCAGCACCUUAUCAGCCUAUGACCUGAAACUGAUCUACAAUUUCCUGGUUUAGUGUGCACGAGGUUUGGGAGAUGAUUUAAAUUGAAAAUGCAAAUGACUGAAUCUGCAGUUUUAUGGAGCUUUAUAGUGAGUUUCAGCUCUGCAACUGCUGUGGUUCAUUCUCCACUCCCAUGGUGUGUGAAGGCAGGUGUUUGCAUAGAAAAAGCUCUGCGGCACACUACCUUCUAGUCACCACAUAGCAGACACAAUUAGCUGAAAGAGAGUGAUGGUUGCACGUAAUGCUCCUGAUUAAUGCCAUCUUGAGAUUAUUUCUAAUGUUACUCUGUAACUUCUUCAUGUGUAAAUAUGCCAACAAGUUUUCCCAUAUCAGCUUUGAAGUUAAUUACAUGAGACGACUUGUUUACACCGAUGUCUAGUGGCCAACAAAAUUCACUUCUGAUUUGCUUUUGUAUGUUUCAACAUCUUCAAGUUCAAUAUAGUAUUAUUAUUAUUAUUAUUAUUAUUAUUAUCAUUAUUAUCAUUAUUAUUAUUGUUUUUAAAACAUUUCAGUAAGAUAACUUAUUGUAGAUUGUAGCCAUGGGCUCGGCAAAGACAAGAGCUUCAUUUGAUGAUAAAGUGUAAUAAUGUGCCAUCGUGGUGGAUGAUGACUGGUGGGUCAGUGCAGUAAGUCUGUUGUCACAGAAGAUGGCAGCAGAGACAAUCAGUGAGCUGCAGCUUGUUCCUCAUGAGGAACUGUCUUCUGAUGUAACGUCACAUCUUUUACUAUCUGUUUGCAUUUUGUGCUCUGUUCUUCACCUACAUCACACACCACCUGCAGGCUUUACAUGGCACGCUUUAUUUUAGCACUAUUUUACUGCAUUUGUUACUGCUGCUUUUGUAAAAAUGUUGUGGUUAACUGAUUCAAGAGUGUUGUUAAUAAAUAAAUCGAAAAGAUUUCC
Acanthopagrus latus (yellowfin seabream) is the source of this 3911-nucleotide messenger RNA. It is a transcript of the gene foxn1, whose product is annotated as forkhead box N1. The record is from RefSeq and is a predicted model, not a curated record. Gene Ontology annotation, molecular function: transcription cis-regulatory region binding; DNA-binding transcription factor activity, RNA polymerase II-specific. NCBI's taxonomy places the organism in Eukaryota, Metazoa, Chordata, Actinopteri, Spariformes, Sparidae. The transcript is spliced from 10 exons. Gene Ontology annotation, biological process: regulation of transcription by RNA polymerase II. Bases 607 to 2385 code for a protein of 592 amino acids.